CGUCGGAUCAAACUCAUGUGGGCCGUUGGCAUUGGAUUGAAUUGGUUGAAUUGCAGCCGUCGAUUGAAACAUCUUGUUUUAGGGUUUUUGGCGACUAUGGACGAUUCGCUCUCCUUCACGGAGGACGACAGCGAUAACCUCGUUUUGAUCGUGAAGAGCGCGCAUCAGCUCAAAAUCUGUGGAUCGAAGGGGGAAUGGACGGAUUUCCUGGCGGCCAGAGGUCUUUCCCGCGCGGUGAGCGAUCCUGAGCGGCACAAAUGGCAGGUUUUGGCUGAGUUUGUGCGAACAUUUGACAAUGAGAUGGUGAAGCGUUUGAAGCGCUGGAGGAAGCGGCUAGCGAUCAUUAAGCUAGUAGAGGCUAGUGAUCCUUGGUCGAAAACUCCCGAGCAGUGCUUGGUGGAUCGGACAUAUGAACAUCCUCUCUUCUUCACGUCAUACCACUUUCCAUCCUUUCUCCCGGGAUGGAAAUGCACAAAGAGGGGAUCGUCUUCGGAUGCUAGCAAUCCUGAAAGGCUACUUUCUCUCGACUGUGAGAUGGUUAUGUGCGAAGGCUAUGAGCAGCAAGUCGUGCAAGUGUGCAUUGUGGAUCGAAACAAUAAGACAGUGCUUGAUACAUUGGUAAAGCCAAGUAAGAAAGUCAUUGACUACAUAACUCACAUUCAUGGAUUGGAGAAAAAAGAUAUAGCACAAGCAACAUGCACUCAAGAGGACAUUCAGAAAGAGGUGGCUAAGCUUCUAGAACCUGGAACUAUUUUGGUUGGUCAUAGCGUAUUUUAUGAUCUAAAAGCUCUAAAACUUGAUCAUAGGAGAGUCAUUGACACGUCCAUGCUUUUCAGGCUCAAGGGCUCGGCUAUGAUUAGUUUGCAAAAUCUCUGCAAGGCCAUGCUGGGUUACGAUUUCCGGGAAACUGGCACUCACAAGUGUAUCGACGAUGCAAUCGUUCCUAUGAAGCUUAUUCUGCACCAACUGGAACAUGGGACCAUCGACGUUAAAAUAAAUUUCCCAAGCUCGGAUCCAUGUCGACUUCUCAUCCACAAGAUGUCGCACCGACUGAUACCUGACGAGCUCAGAAGAAUAGUGGCGGGUACCAUUCCCUGUACAAUCGAGAAAGUGGAAGGCAAGAAAGGCCAGAUGCACGUUGUGUUUGAAUCCAAACUUCUCGCAAACAGAGCAUUCGAGCUGCUAUCUGGCGAAGCUGGACAGGAUUCUGGCGGCUUCGAGCAAAAGUCUGUUACGCAAUGGAGGAAAGGCCUGUACCUCCAGCUCCGCGUAAGAAAGUUAGCGCACAGCUCCGAAGAGGAUCAUCCUUCGAUCACUCCAAAAAAGAGAGAGCUGGAAACGACUGCGGUGGAAUCGAAGCGAUUGAAACAGCAGCCGGAUCGAAUCGACAGUAGAGCCGAACUUGCGAGAUUGACGAGGCACAAACAAAGGCCAGAGAAGAAGAAGUAGAAAAGUGGAAGCCUGGAAUGACUUUAAAAAUUUGUACUUGGAAGGGGGAGUAUCUUCUCCCCCAAAACGCUA
Selaginella moellendorffii is the source of this 1521-nucleotide messenger RNA. Its product is annotated as putative small RNA degrading nuclease 4. Gene Ontology annotation, molecular function: nucleic acid binding; exonuclease activity. Gene Ontology annotation, cellular component: nucleus. Lineage: Eukaryota; Viridiplantae; Streptophyta; Lycopodiopsida; Selaginellales; Selaginellaceae. The transcript has 12 exons. The record is from RefSeq and is a predicted model, not a curated record. The coding region runs from base 16 to 1449 and encodes 477 amino acids.